CAAAGUAGUUGGUGAACCAGGCAAGGCAGUCAUUAGAAAAACCGAGGCUAUUGAGUCUGCCGAUAAGAAUAUGGUGAUUGACAGAGUCGAAAGCCUUGGCCAGGUCGAUGAAGACGGCUGCACAGUAAUGUCUUUUAUCGAUGGCGGUUAUGAUAUCGUUUAGUACCUUGAGCGUGGCUGAGGUGCACCCGUGACCGGCUCGGAAACCGGAUUGCACAGCGGAGAAGGUACGGUGGGAUUCGAGAUGGUCAGUGAUCUGUUUGUUGACUUGGCUUUCGAAGACCUUAGCUAGGCAGGGCAGGAUGGAUAUAGGUCUGUAACAGUUUGGGUCCAGGGUGUCUCCCCCUUUGAAGAUGGGGAUGACCGCGGCAGCUUUCCAAUCCUUGGGGGAUCUCAGAUGAUACGAAGGAGAGGUUGAACAGGCUGGUAAUAGGGGGUGCGACAAUGGCGGCGGACAGUUUCAGAAAUAGGGGGUCCAGAUUGUCAAGCCCAGCUGAUUUGUAUGGGUCCAGGUUUUCCAGCUCUUUCAGAACAUCUGCUAUCUGGAUAUCUGUAAAGGAGAAGCUGGGGAGGCUUGGUCGAGUAGCAGCGGGGGGUGGGCGGGGCUGUUGGCCAAGGUUGGAGUCGCCAGGAGGAAGGCAUGGCCAGCCAUUGAGAAAUGUUUGUUGUAGUUUUCGAUUAUCACGGACUUAUCAGUGGUGACCGUGUUACCUAGCCUCAGUGCAGUGGGCAGCUGGGAGGAGGUGCUCUUGUUUUCCAUGGACUUUACAGUAUCCCAGAACUUUUUGGAGUUAGAGCUACAGGAUGCAAAUUUCUGCUUGAAAAAGCUGGCCUUUGCUUUCCUGACUGACUGCGUGUAUUGGUUCCUGACUUCCCUGAACAGUUGCAUAUCGCGGUUGCUCUUCGAUGCUAUUGCAGUUCGCCACAGGAUGUUUUUGUGCUGGUCGAGGGCAGUCAGGUAUGGAGUGAACCAAGGGCUAUAUCUGUUCUUGGUUCUGCAUUUUUUGAACGGAGCAUGCUUGUCUAAUAUGGUGAGGAAGUAACUUUUAAAGAAUGACCAGGCAUCCUCAACUGACGGGAUGAGGUCAAUAUCCUUCCAGGGUACCCGGGCCAGGUCGAUUAGAAAGGCCUGCUCGCAGAAGUGUUUUAGGGAGCGUUUGACAGUGAUGAGGGGUGGUCGUUUGACCGCGGACCCGUGGCGGAUACAGGCAAUGAGGCAGUGAUCGCUGAGAUCUUGAUUGAAGACAGCAGAGGUGUAUUUGGAGGGCAAGUUGGUCAGGAUAAUGUCUAUUAGGGUGCCCAUGUUUACGGAUUUAGGGUUGUACCUGGUUGGUUCCUUGAUGAUUUGUGUGAGAUUGAGGGCAUCAAGCUUAGAUUGUAGGACUGCCGGGGUGUUAAGCAUAUCCCAGUUUAGGUCACCUAACAGGACAAACUCUGAAGCUAGAUGGGGAGCGAUCAAUUCACAGAUGGGGUCCAGGGCACAGCUGGGAGCUGAGGGGGGUCGGUAGCAGGCGGCUACCGAAAUAGUCUCUCAACAGUGAGAGACUUAUUUCUGGAGAGAUUAAUGUUUAAAAUUAGAAGUUCGAACUGUUUGGGCAUAGACCUGGAAAGUAUGACAGAACUUUGCAGGCUAUCUCUGCAGUAGAUUGCAACUCCUCCCCCUUUGGCAGUUCUAUCUUGACGGAAAGUGUUAUAGUUGGGUAUGGAAAUCUCAGAGUUUUUGGUGGCCUUCCUAAGCCAGGAUUCGGACACGGCAAGGACAUCAGGGUUGGCAGAGUGUGCUAAAGCGGUGAGUAAUGCAAACUUAGGGAGGAGGCUUCUGAUGUUGACAUGCAUGAGGCCAAGGCUUUUUCGAUCACAGAAGUCAACAAAUGAGGGUGACUGGGGACAUGCAGGGCCUGGGUUUACCUCCACAUCACCCGAAGAACAGAGGAGUAGUAGGAUGAGGGUGCGGCUAAAGGCUAUCAAAACUGGUCGCCUAGAUCGUUGGGGACAAGGAAUAAAAGGAGCAGAUUUAUGGGCGUGGUAGAAUAGAUUCUGGGCAUAAUGUGCAGACCAGGGUAUGGUGGGGCACGGGUACAGCGGAGGCAAGCCCAGGCACUGGGUGAUGAUAAGAGAGGUUGUAUCUCUGGACAUGCUGGUCUCAAUGGGUGAGGUCACCGCAUGUGUGGGGGGGUGGGACAAAGGAGGUAUCAGAGGUACGGAGAGUGGAACUACGGGGUCCAUUGCAAACCAAAACAAUGAUAACUAGCCUGAACAACCGAAUGCAAGGCAUAUUGAUAUUUGAGAGAGACAUACAAUAAGGCAUAAAGUGAUUGCAGGUCUUGAUUGGGAGAGCUAGCUAAAACAACAGGUGAGAUAACAGCAGCUAGUCAGCUAACACAGCAACAGCAGGUAAAAAUGGCGGCGACUAGGCAGAGAGGGUCGGAUUAACUACACACAGAUCCUGAGUUAAAGCACAGAGCCGACAGAUAAAACACAAAUAAACAGAAUGGAGUACCGUGAAUUAAUGGACAGUCAAGCAGGCAUCAGCUAUGUAGCCAAGUGAUCAUAGUGUCCAGGGGGCAGCCGUAGAUGGAGCAGUGAGGCCUCCACUAAACUAGCACGCGUUUAAAGUUAGUAGCCCGGGGGGUGGUCUGCUCAGACGGAGGGGGUCUGCUAAAGACGGAGGCCGGUUGAGGGCACAGCGGAUGGGGUAUUCGUCUGCAGACCAGACGUGGUCGUGUCGACAGAGAAUCCAAGCCGCAUGGCGAUGGCGAAAGAGAGGUUGUGAAUUGUAGAAUUGUGUUUGCUAACUGGUGCUAGCUUCCUGGCUGCACUAGCUGCAAGAUAAGCUAGCAGUUAGCAGACCGGGGCAGGCAAGCUAGCAGUUAGCAGACCGGGGCUAGCAAGUUAGCCUUUGGGGGACGUCGCGAUGGGGGGGAAGUCUGUUUUUGCCUCUUCGUGCGGUGACGUUGAUAGACCAGUCGUGGAAUUAGUAGGGUUCCAGGUAGCUCUAGGUAGCUAGCAGGCCUAGUAGGUUAGCAGAAUGGGCCUUCAGCGGGCGUCACACCUGAGGGGCCUGUUGGAGUCCUCGGGCAGAUUAUGUCGGUAUUCCAGUCGUAGAGGAUCGGCGGGGUUCCGUGCACCGUACCGGCAGUAAAGGGGUCCGGAUAUUGUAGCCCAGGAGUGGGCUUCAAUGGUAGCACAGGAGCCCUAGCCGGGCUAGCUUCAGGCUAAUUGGUGCUUGCUCCGGGAUGGAAACGCUAGCCAGGAGUGGUCACCCGGGAUUGUGGUUAGCUAGUUGCGAAGAUCCAGAUGAAAAUGUUUAGAGUUUGCGGUAGGAAUCCGGGGAUAUGGAGAGAAAUAGGUCCGUUAUGCUCUGGUUUUAGUCACGUUGUUCGAACUAGCGAGAGCUUUCCGAGCUAAAGGUUAGCUGAUGACCGCUAGCAAUGGUUUGCUAACUGAUAGCUGGUAGGUAGUUAGCUGGCUAUCUUCAGUUGAUGGAUUCCAGAUCAGAAGUAAAUAGAAAUACUUUAGAAAAAAGCAGAUCCACGCCACAUUGGGUGAGGCGGGUUGCAGGAGAGUAGAAGUUGAGGUUUAAGAAAAUAUUUUUAAAAAGAUAUGCAAAGAAAAAGAUGUAUAAAGAUAUAUAAGAGGGACACGGGACACGACAGGACAAAGACGUCUACACUGCUACGCCAUCUUGGAAAUAUGAGGGAUCUGGGGCUCCACGCAAGAUCUCACCCCGUGGGGUCAAAAUGAUCACAAGAACGGUGAGCAAAAAUCCCAGAACCACACGGGGGGACCUAGUGAAUGACCUGCAGAGAGCUGGGACCAAAGUAACAAAGCCUACCAUCAGUAACACACUACGCCGCCAGGGACUCAAAUCCUGCAGUGCCAGACGUGUCCUCCUGCUUAAGCCAGUACAUGUCCAGGCCCGUCUGAAGUUUGCUAGAUAGCAUUUGGAUGAUCCAGAAGAAGAUUGUUAGAAUGUCUUAUGGUCAGAUGAAACCAAAAUAGAACUUUUUGGUAAAAACUCAACUCGUCGUGUUUGGAGGACGAAGAAUGCUGAGUUGCAUCCAAAGAACACCAUACCUACUGUGAAGCAUGGGGGUGGAAACAUCAUGCUUUGGGGCUGUUUUUCUGCAAAGGGACCAGGACGACUGAUCCGUGUAAAGGAAAGAAUGAAUGGGGCCAUGUAUCGUGAGAUUUUGAGUGAAAACCUCCUUCCAUCAGCAAGGGCAUUGAAGAUGAAACGUGGCUGGGUCUUCCAGCAUGACAACGACCGGAAACACACAGCCAGGGCAACUAAGGAGUGGCUCCGUAAGAAGCAUCUCAAGGUCCUGGAGUUGCCUAGCCAGUCUCCAGACCUGAACUCAAUAGAAAAUCUUUGGAGUGAGCUGAAAGUCCGUAUUGCCCAGCGACAGCCCCGAAACCUGAAGGAUCUGGAGGUCUGUAUGGAGGAGUGGGCCAAAAUCUCUGCUGCAGUGUGUGCAAACCUGGUCAAGAACUACAGGAAACGUAAGAUCUCUGUAAUUGCAAACAAAGGUUUCUGUACCAAAUAUUAAGUUCUGCUUUUCUGAUGUAUCAAAUACUUAUGUCAUGCAAUAAAAUUCGAAUUAAUUACUUAAAAAUCAUACAAUGUGAUUUUCUGGAUUUUUGUUUUAGGUUCCGUCUCUCACAGUUGAAGUGUACCUAUGAUAAAAAUUCCAGACCUCUACAUGCUUUGUAAGUAGGAAAACCUGCAAAAUCGGCAGUGUAUCAAAUACUUCUCCCCACUGUAUGUAUGUGUUGGAGUGUCAGUGUAGUUUUUGUGGGUAGAGUCUGGUGAGUGUGCAUAGAGUCAGUGCAAGAGAGUCAGUGCAGAAAAAGGGGAUCAAUGCAAAUAGUCUGUGUAGCCAUUUGACUAACUGUUCAGCAGUCCCAUAAUUGGCACUCUGGUACCGCUUGCCAUGUUUCCAGACAAGAACUGAAAACAAUAGAAACAACUAGGAACCAGGCCUGGUAUUCAUAGCUGACUUGGAAAAGGACUUUGAUAAAGAAUGACUGGAAUUUAUAUAGAAAUGCCUGGACUAUUUUAAUUUAGGAGAAUCUCUUAUUCAAUGGGUUAAAAACUUAUUCGGGAUCGGUGUCCCAUCCACGUGACGGUUGAGCUAACGUAGGCUGAUGCAAUUAGCAUGAGGUUGUAAGUAACAAGAACAUUUCCCAGGACAUAGACAUGCCUGAUAUUGGCAGAAAGCUUACAUUAUUGUUAAUCCAACUGCACUGUCCAAUUUACAUUAGCUAUUACAGUGAAAGAUCUAGUGGCAAAAAUCUAAAUUGCACCUGGGCUGGAAUAAUACAUUAUGGCAUUUCUUUUGCAAUUCAAAGAUGGCACAAAAUAAAUAAGAAAGACUGGUUGUUUUUUUCUCUGUAUUAUCUUUUAUCAGAUCUAUUGUGUUAUAUUCUCCUACAUUCCUUUCACAUUUCCACAAACUUCAAAAAGAGUUCCCUUUCAAAUGGUACCAAGAAUAUGCAUAUCCUUGCUUCAGGACCUGAGCUACAAGCAGUUAGAUUUGGGUUUAUCAUUUUUUGCGAAUAUUUGGAAAAAAAGGGGCGGCUCCUUAAAGUUAUAUAUAGUAACCCUAAGUGUAAAAUAGUAUAUAAUGUCUACUUCUCAGAAAAGUAUUAAACUGUCAAGAGGAGUAAAACAAGUUUGUCCACUGUCAGCAUAUCUAUUUAUUCUUGCCAUUGUUGGGUUCGACAUUUUGUCACGUUCGUUAUAAUAAGUGGACCAAAGUGCAGCGUGAUCUGUGUUCCACAUAUUUUUAUUACUAAGUGAAACUCACAGCAAAACAAUACAUUUCAAACGAAAUGUGAAGCUAACAAUAGUGCUAACAGGCAACUAUCCAAAGUAAAGAUCCCACAAAGCACAAUGGGGAAAUGGCUGCCUAAAUAUGAUCCCCAAUCAGACAAUGAUAAACAGCUGCCUCUGAUUGGGAACCAUACCAGGCUAACAUAGAUCAUUAUUCAACAUAGAUAUUCAUUCCAUGUGUUAUUUCAUAGUUUUGAUGUCUUCACUAUUACAGAAAAUAGUAAAAUUAAAGAAAAACCCUCGAAUGAGUAGGUGAGUCCAAACUUUUGACUAGUACUCUAUGUACACCUAAACAAACUAAUUAUGCACAUGCAGUCAUACUGUUUUGUUUGCUCAAACACCCCAGCCCUGCUCACACACAUGAUUAAUAAAGCCGGGAUUUAAAGAUGUAGUAACUGUCUUCAUUAAUCCCUACAGUAAGCGUGUCAGAGAGAAGAGAGGAGAGAGUGGGAGAAAAGUUAAUUAUUCAACAUUGUUCAAGAGAGGAACAACCUCGUGGGGCGUUUAAGGCAGUACCCCAUGACAGUACCUUAACGUCAGUCAUAUCCCCUUACUCCUCCCCCCCUCCUUCCCCUGCCCCCCCUACUCCUCCAAAAGUGGGCUAUAUGUAGAAUAAAAGAGCCAAUUAAAACACAGCAGCACUGAUGUGAGGGCCAGCAGACUGAGAUAAACAACUAACAGUCUUUAUUAAGCCAUCCUCUGUUUCAAGGAACUGUCAGGGGUUCACCUUGGGGUCAUUAUAGGGGUUGUAUCAAAUGUUUGAUAUAUUAUAAUAAUUGAUUAUGCUUGUGUUGUAUUAAUAGAAGGGAAGGGGUUAUAAGACCCCUCCCUCCUUACAUUUAUAGGGUCCUAGACUACAGAUUAACAAUAUAUGUAUUUAUUAUAAAGGUUUAAUGUUGUUCCACAGUCUUUUCUAAUCUCUGCCUCUUAUAAAGAAACUGUCUGAGAAAUGUGUGACUGUGAAACAGAACUCUGCAGGGGAGUGUAGGAGAUAAGAGACUAGUCAGACAUUCCACUAUAAAUCAACUUGGACAUUUAUUGCUGAGCUUUUAGAUAACACUCAAACUCUCGUUUAUAUAGCUGUGUAGGCAUGAUUUUGGUCUCAUGAGUAGAAGGUAAUGACGUAGGCAGUGACAUCACUAAGAUAUAUGACUGUAGGAAUAACAAAAUAACUCGGACCCUUUUCUAUUUUGCAGAACUUACUCGGAAACAUGUGUGCUAUGUUCCUGUUGUCAACUUCUGUCUGCAAUUGCAUUAAUAAAGGUUUUUGAAUUAUUUAAUUAAAGAUAUUUUCUGAAUGCUAAUUUCACCAAUGAGCCAAUGAUUGACAAGGAACAAGGAACGAACCCCAACAGAAUGAUAUUGAGGAACAAGCUGUGCUUACAAACGGUCUGGAGAUACCUUCCUUGAACAUACUUGAGCUACGGAUCAAAAACCGACAUCAACUGCCUUGGUUAAGGCAGUAUUUUCAAACUGCAGUCCAUCGAAGGUCUGGAGAAAUAGACUAGUAGCCUCUGUUUUGGGUUGGACCCUGGCUGGGAUUCCAUUCUCCCUAGGGUUUCUUCGGGAGAGUUGGGAUAUGCAAGAAAAACAUUUCCAAUUCAAACAUGCAUGAAAUAGGACAAAUAUAAGCACGCGCCAAAUUAUUAUAAAUUAUUUCUUAUCUGUCGGGACACUCGGUGAAGCAGCAAAGCUCUCUACAUGGACCCUAUGUAUAAAGGUGAGAUUCCCACAUUUAACAUGUUUUUGGUGCGAUCGUGAAUACAAUACGAGAAAUUUGCAUUUUGCAGCGUAGAUAAUUGGUUUGACAGGAUGAAUUGAGCAGGGCUCUCGGUUUUUCCCUCAACAACACAAGUUAUUCUCUGUGUUUUCAUCCAUAGGUGGUGCCUUGCACCAGAACCCCUUCCAGCCAUGAGCUAAGCCCCCCCUAUCCUAAGCAUCCUGGGUAGGAUGACGGCUGUGUGCCCUGCUGGGGUGGGACCUGCUGGGGCUACAGUGGGGUGCUCCAGGGUGUCUGGGGCUGGGGUUUUGACUGGGAGUACAGGGGGUCAGGAUAAGAGAUACGCACGCUGGAGCCGCUUGGAGAGCUCGGACAUCACUGCAGAUGACGAGGGGGGCCCUGGCCACCGCGUCACCCCCCUGGAGAGGCUAAACCUGGACAUGUGCCAGGACGACAGGGUGGUCCGUGAGCUCACCUUGGGCCGGCGUAUCGGCUUCUACAAGGUCCGUGGGGAGAUCGGCUGUGGAAACUUUUCCCACGUCAAACUGGGGAUCCACGCCCUCACAAAAGACAAGGUGGCCAUUAAAAUCCUGGAUAAGACCAAGCUGGACCAAAAGACCCAGAGGUUACUAUCUAGAGAGAUAUCCAGCAUGGAGAGACUGCAACACCCCAACAUCAUACGCCUUUACGAGGUGGUGGAGACAUUGUCACGGUUACAUCUGGUGAUGGAGUAUGCAGGCGGAGGAGAGCUCUACACCAAGAUCAGCACAGAGGGGAAACUGUCCGACAUCGACAGCAAGAUCGUCUUCUCUCAGAUCCUCUCAGCUGUCAAACACAUGCAUGACAACAGCAUCAUCCACCGUGACUUGAAGGCAGAGAACGUCUUCUACACCUGCAGCACCUGCGUCAAGGUGGGAGACUUCGGAUUCAGCACGCUGAGCCGCCGCGACGAGACUCUAAACACCUUCUGCGGCUCCCCGCCCUACGCCGCGCCAGAGCUCUUCCGGGAUGAAAAUUAUCUGGGCGUCUUCGUAGACAUCUGGGCUCUGGGCGUCAUGCUGUUCUUCAUGGUGACAGGAAGCAUGCCCUUUAGGGCGGACACGGUUGCCAAGUUGAAGCGCUGUAUCCUGGAGGGGGCCUAUGUGCUGCCCUCCUGGAUACUGGAGCCCUGCCAGAGGCUGAUCAGAGGCAUCCUCCAGCCCCAGCCCUCAGAUCGCUGCAGUGUAGAGCAGAUGAUGGGCUGUGAGUGGCUGCUGAGUGUAGACUUCCCCCGGGCCAUGGAGCCCUUUAAACUGGACCCGUCCUAUCUGGCCGAGAGCACACCUUCAGAGUUGAAGGAGGACGAGGUGGAGGUGAGGGGGGCACUAGAGACACUAGGGAUCACCACGGAGCAUGUCUUGAAUAAUCAGGGGAAGGACUGUAGGAGUUCUAUAACAGGUGUUUAUAGGAUUCUGUUGCACCGUGCUCACAAUAGGCGGGCAGUGGAUAGCAUGCCUGCGGUUACACAUGUGGUCGGGGCCAGAGUGAGUAAAAAGGACCGGCUAAAGGCGUACCGCAGCUUAGGGCACACCUCCAAGCUCUGUGUGAUUCUGUGAUGAAAAGCCUUUACUCCUAUAGUUGAACUUUAUUGUAUUUUUUUUUCAAACGAAUAGAAUGUAUGUUACUGUGAAUGAGGAAUGAGAUGGUAAAUUUUAAAUCAGUUUGAUUUCUGUCUUCAAAUCAAAUCAAAUGUAUUUAUAUAGCCCUUCGUACAUCAGCUGAUAUCUCAAAGUGCUGUACAGAAACCCAGCCUAAAACCCUUAACAGCAAGCAAUGCAGGUGUAGAAGCACGGUGGCUAGGAAAAACUCCCUAGAAAGGCCAAAACCUAGGAAGAAACCUAGAGAGGAACCAGGCUAUGAGGGGUGGCCAGUCCUCUUCUGGCUGUGCCGGGUGGAGAUUAUAACAGAACAUGGCCAAGAUGUUCAAAUGUUCAUAAAUGACCAGCAUGGUCAAAUAAUAAUAAUCACAGUAGUUGUCGAGGGUGCAGCAAGCCAGCACCUCAGGAGUAAAUGUCAGUUGGCUUUUCAUAGCCGAUCAUUCAGAGUAUCUCUACCGCUCCUGCUGUCUCUAGAGAGUUGAAAACAGCAGGUCUGGGACUGGUAGCACGUCCGGUGAACAGGUCAGUGUUCCAUAGCCGCAGGCAGAACAGUUGAAACUGGAGCAGCAACACGGCCAGGUGGACUGGGGACAGCAAGGAGUCAUCAUGCCAGGUAGUCCUGAGGCAUGGUCCUAGGGCUCAGGUGCUCCGAGAGAGAGAAAGAAAGAGAGAAUUAGAGAGAGCAUACUUAAAUUCACACAGGACACCGGAUAAGACAGGAGAAGUACUCCAGAUAUAACAAACUGACCCUAGCCCCCCGACACAUAAACUACUGCGGCAUAAAUACUGGAGGCUGAGACAGGAGGGGUCAGGAGACACUGUGGCCCCAUCCGAUGAUACCCCCGUUCAGGGCCAAACAGGAAGGAUAUAACCCCACCCACUUUGCCAAAGCACAGCCCCCACACCACUAGAGGGAUAUCUUCAACCACCAACGUACCAUUCUGAGACAAGGCAGAGUAUAGCCCACAAAGGUUUCCGCCACGGCACAACCCAAGGGGGUCUUGAAUGUUGAUCGACAAAACAUUCAUCGCAGAUGCUCUAAGAAAGACUAAAAAAGUCUUCAAGUUGGGAUUCAGGUGAGAAUUUGUCUUUGUGAGAAUAUACUUUAGCCUGGGUGCCAGUCUUUCCCUAUUUUAUCUCACCAGAAAAGGCAAACAGGUAACAUAUGGUUAUCCAGCAGACAUUUCAAAGGAACCUGGGCGAUUCCAGCAUUAUGCUCAUAAUAUUUGCUCGCAAAAUCACAACUUAAAUGUCUCACAGAAUGGACAAACAAAAUAUAAAUACAAUUUUGAUGUGUGUGUCUAUAGUACCCACCAUGUAAUCCCCCAAAAAUGGACUUCUAAAUAUUAGCAUGUUGGAGAAAUAAAGCAAAUAAGAAGUGUUCUGGAUGUUACAUGAAAUGCACAACCCACUGGGUACAGACAUCAAAUCAACGUUUAUUGUGCCAUAAUUCCAUGUUGGUUCAAAACUAUUUCUUUGAAAUGAUGUGGAAACAACAUUGAUUCAACCAGUGUGUGCCCAGUUGUAAGCUUCUUGGAAAGAUUAAACACAUUAGCAAAAUUCUGUGAGUUUGUAAGUCUUAGGUCAAAACAUGGAUAGCCAUUUCGAAGGAAAGGCUUGGCUGAACAUAAAAACGCUAGUUUUGAAAAGAUUGCAAAUUCCAUGAUUACUUUAGGGUGGAAAACUUAUCGUUAUGGAUGUUACAGAGUCUGAAGUAGACAUUCAAAUCCUAAAGAUUUCUUGAUCAAAAUCUAUCCUAACACAUUUGUUGUCAUUUGGAAUGUUUUUAAAAUGUCAGCAGAAGGCAUAGUACCUUGGGAUUGCGUAAUUACAGGUAGCUUGAAUAGUAUAGGCAGUACCACACCCUAAAGGUAAUUAUUUUAAGAUAGAUUAAAAUAAUUACCUUUGACUCAUGUCGUAACUAAAAACAUUUUAACAAAUCAAAAUGUAUUUUAUAUUUCAGAUUCCUCAAAGUAGCCGCCCUUUGCCUUGAUGACAGCUUUGCACACUCUUGGCAUUCUCUCAACUAGCUUCAUGAGGUAGUCACUUGGAAUGCAUUUCAAUUAACAGCUGUGCCUUGUUUGAAGUUAAUUUGUGGAAUAUCUUUCCUUCUUAAUGUGUUUGAGCCAAUCAGUUGUGUUGUGAGAAGGUAGAGGUGGUAUACAGAAGAUAGCCCUAUUUGGUAAAAUACCAAGUCCAUUAUGGCAAGAACAGCUCAAAUAAGCAAAGAGAAACGGCAGUCCAUCAUUACUUUAAGACAUGAAGGUCAGUCAAUCUGGGAAAUGUCAAAAACGUUGAAAGAUUUUCAAGUGCAGUCUCAAAAACCAUCAAGCGCUAUGAUGAAACUGGCCCUCAUGAGGACCACCCCAGAAAAGAAAGACCCAGAGUUACCUCUGCUGCAGAGGAUAAGUUCCUUAGAGUUACCAGCCUCAGAAAUUGCAGCCCAAAUAAAUACUUCACGGAGUUCAAGUAACAGACACAUCUCAACAUCAACUGUUCAGAGGAUACUGCGUGAAUCAGGCAUUCAUGCUUGAAUUGAUGCAAAGAAACCACUACUAAAGGACACCAAUAAGAAGAAGAGACUUGCUUGGGCCAAGAAACAUGAGCAAUGGACAUUAGACCGGUGGAAAUAUGUCCUUUCGUCUGAUGAGUCCAAAUUUGAGAGUUUUGGUUCCAACCGCCAUGUCUUUCGGAGUAGGUGAACAGAUGAUCUCUGCAUGUGUGGUUCCCACCGUAAAGCAUGGAGGAGGAGGUGUUAUGAUGUGGGGGUGCUUUGCUGUUGACACUGUCAGUGAUUUAUUUAGAAUUCAAGGAACACUUAACCAACAUGGCUACCACAGCAUUCUGUAACGAUACACCAUAUCCGGUUUGCGCUUAGUGGGACUACCAUUUGUUUUUCAACAGGACAAUGACCCAACACACCUCCAGGCUGAGUAAGGGCUAUUUGACCAAGAAGGAGAGUGAUGGAGUGCUGCAUAAGAUGACCUGGCCUCCACAAUCACCUGACCUCAACCCAAUUUAGAUGGUUUAGGAUGAGUUGGACCACAGAGUGAAGGAAAAACAACCAAUAAGUGCUCAGCAUAUGUGGGAACUCCUUCAAGACUUUUGAAAAAGCAUUCCAGGUGAAGCUGGUUGAGAGAAUGCCAAGAGUGUGCAAAGCUGUCAACAAGGCAAAGGGUGGCUACAUUGAAGAAUUUCAAAUAGAAAAUAUAUUUUGAUUUGUUUAACACUUUGUUGGUUACUACGUGAUUCCAUAUGUGUCCAAACUUUUGACUGGUACGAUAUAUAUAUUUAUAUACACACACUACUGAUCAAAAGUUUUAGAACACCUACUUUAGGUUACUACAUAAUUCCAUAUGUGUUAUUUCAUAGUUUUGAUGUCUUCACUAUUAUUCAUCAAUGUAGAAAAUAGUAAAAAUAAAGAAAAUCCCUUGAUUGAGCAGGUGUUUUUGACCGGUAGUGCAUAUCAAAAGUAACCUUUACCAGUUGAAUGUAGAAUAUUUUCUGAAAUAUUGCAAUACAAUAUGCAAAUUUAACAAUAUACAUGUGCCAAUCCACUUUUCUGAACACUUGAUGAAGUCAGUAUUUUUGGGUGGCUUUCAUUUGAAAAAGACACUUCAAGACUAUUCAUAGAUUUUUGCUAAAUACUUCUCAUCUUUCUAUCUAUAAAACAGUACUGAAAUGUAUGAGAAAUGCACUUCAGAAUAUAUUUUCUGAGAAUCUUAGCUAGAACACAUCAUUUUGAAGAUAAUUUUCGACAACAAUUGCUUCAGUAAAAAUCUGAAGAAUACAUCUUAGAACAAGCACACAAAAUGUGGGAUAUGCACAAGCUUCUGAAGCUAAGACAAUGUACAUCAAUAUUCAUCACAUCCACAACUGUUGUUAAUGUUACGUAUAUCAUAUAAUGCUAAAAAAGGAUACUGACAAUGAUGCAGCAAUCAACCCCAUAAAUCUGAUGCUGCAAUUUCAUAAAUAUAUAUUUUUUACUUACCUAGGCAAGUCAGUUAAGAACCAACUCUUAUUUACAAUGACAGCCUAUCCAAGCCAAACCCAGACACAUGGCAUACAGCCUGGAUUUGAACUAGGGACUGUAGUGACGCCUCUUGCACUGAGAUGCAGUGCCUAAGACCACUGUGCCAAUCGGGAGCCCAAACACUACAUGAAGUGACUGAGCCUUGGUAACCCAGAUGUAGCAUUGUUGAAUGCAGAAAGAGUCUCAGCUAAUGAGAAUGAAGAAUGGGAUGAUUUCUGUCUUGAAUGUUCUAUUGCACUUUUCCAUGCCUUCGCUUUUCUUUCCAGUUACAUUAGGCCAACACCACGACUCAAUAGAAAAUGUGAUCUUCUAUUUCAUAAAUGCAUGUCAAUGUAAUGCUUUGCACUCAUUUUCCAGGAAUCAUGAUAUAGCCUGAGUGCCGGUCUGUUUGCGCUAAAAUGCUUUGGUUUGACGAUGAACAAUGGAGUUGCCAAGAGCACAAACAGAUCUGGGACCAGUCUAGACAACUCCAGGUCAAUGGUUGAAAUUAACACAUUGGCCAAUUGGCCUGGUUGGGUUGAAAGUUACUUUGUACACCAUACCUCUCAACUCCAAGGAUUCGAUUUUUUGAUUGUUAUUAUGCCAUAUUAUUGCCCUAUAUGUCUUGUUAAAAUAUUAAAUACAAUUAUGAAAUGCUACGUUUGUUCUCUUGUACUGUUUUGAUAAACUUGACUUGUGUUUUUUACUAAACUUUUUGUAAAGUUCCUCUGUGGGUAAUGAGUUUAUAUUAUGGAAAAUAAAGAUGCUGAAGGUA
Molecule: messenger RNA, 13980 nt
Organism: Salvelinus fontinalis (brook trout)
Lineage: Eukaryota; Metazoa; Chordata; Actinopteri; Salmoniformes; Salmonidae
Product: serine/threonine-protein kinase NIM1-like
Exons: 5
Coding region: 7787-9151 (454 amino acids)
Biological process (GO): microtubule cytoskeleton organization; intracellular signal transduction; protein phosphorylation
Cellular component (GO): cytoplasm
Molecular function (GO): protein serine/threonine kinase activity; ATP binding; tau-protein kinase activity
Source: RefSeq, a predicted model, not a curated record